This is a messenger RNA of Xenopus laevis (African clawed frog), 4341 nucleotides long. RefSeq names its product nuclear factor of activated T cells 3 L homeolog (gene nfatc3.L). Gene Ontology annotation, biological process: calcineurin-NFAT signaling cascade; regulation of transcription by RNA polymerase II; regulation of DNA-templated transcription. The transcript has 11 exons. The record is from RefSeq and is a predicted model, not a curated record. Gene Ontology annotation, cellular component: cytoplasm; nucleus; transcription regulator complex. Bases 191 to 2848 code for a protein of 885 amino acids. NCBI's taxonomy places the organism in Eukaryota, Metazoa, Chordata, Amphibia, Anura, Pipidae. Gene Ontology annotation, molecular function: RNA polymerase II cis-regulatory region sequence-specific DNA binding; DNA-binding transcription factor activity, RNA polymerase II-specific; DNA binding.
GCGUAUCAAGUGGGUGUGACUGGGUGACGUUGGUAUAAGGAUCAACCAAUGAAAUGCAUUUGCUGUUAGGCGACUGAAUUGAGAGGUCUUUCUGCUGGAACCAUAAAAGUUGUUUAGCGCUUAGAUCGUGGAAAAUCGAAGACAGGAAGGGAAAGUGAUUAGCGAAAAAUCGCGAACACGUUGUGGCUCCAUGAGUGCCGCGCAUUGCGGUUGGGAAGAUUUGGACUUCAGGGCCAUCUUCGGUGAAGAGACUUUAGAGAACAACGAUUCAGCUGAUAUAGCACCCGAUGACUGUGCUUCGUUUUUCGUCUUCAGCAGAGACCAGGCUAAUUCUUCAGUAAGCCAGCCUGUCUGCAUUCCUCACAAUGAACAUCAAAUGCACAAUUCAACCCUUUCUUCCUGCUUACAAGAUUACAGAACUUAUGAUGGUUCCAAUGAGAUCCCUGAUUAUACGCACAGUUCUUCCUUUGGUCCAAAAUCCUUUGAAUGUCCUAGCAUUCAGAUCACUUCUAUCUCCCCCAGCUGCCACCAAGAUAUUGGAACAUUUGAAGAUGCAGAAAACAAUGGAUCAGAGAGAGAUUACAUGGACAGACCGUUGCGGGACCAUCUCUGCCUGCAUCUUGAGCCCUCCUUUAGAGAGCCAUCUUUAAGUCCGAGUCCUGGCAGCAGCAUAUCUUCCAGGAGCUGGAUUUCUGAUGCUUCAUCUUGUGAGUCUCUCUCACAUAUAUAUGAUGAUUUGGACUCUGAGCUAAAUGAGGCUGCAGCAAGGUUUACUCUGGGAUCUCCACUGACUUCUCCAAGUGGAUCUCCUAGAGAGCAUCCAGUGGAAAAAACAUGGCAUGUCUGUAGUGUCAGUCCAUCACCAAGACAGUCCCCAUGCCACUCCCCCAGAAAUAGCAUAACUGAUGAGAACUGGCUCAGCCCACGCCCCUCUUCAAAACCAUCCUCCAGACCUACUUCCCCUUGUGGGAAAAGACGGCAUUCAAGUGCUGAUAUUUUUCAUUCAGGUUUGGUCUCCCCCCACUAUUCUCCAACACCAUCUCCUGGCCCUUCUCCCAGAGGCAGUAUCACAGAAGAUACUUGGCUUAGUACUUCACCCCAUCCUGUGCCUAGUCUUUCUUUGUAUCCGUGCUGGCAGGAAACUGCAAUUCCCCUGAAAACGAGAAAGACCUCUGAAGACCAUAGUGCCAGAUUAGCAGGAAAGACUGAGCUAAACACAGAGGAUCUGGCUUGUUUGACUCCAGCUGCAGAUGAAAGCUCCUGCUCACAGCACCUACUCAUACAAGAUUCUUCCAAUGAUCAGUUUCUGUCUGUUCCCUCACACUUUACAUGGAACAAGCAUAAAUCAGGGCACACACCUGUAUUUAGGACAUCAUCUUUGCCACCCUUAGAUUCGGCACUGCCCGGCCGUUAUGGGCAGUAUGAACUGAAAGUAGAGUUACAACCAAAGACACAUCACCGAGCUCACUACGAGACAGAGGGCAGCCGUGGAGCUGUAAAAGCUGUCACUGGUGGUCAUCCUAUAGUGAAGCUUAUUGGUUAUACAGAGAAGCCAGUCAAUUUACAGAUGUUUAUUGGAACAGCUGAUGACCGGUAUGUAAGGCCACAUGCCUUUUACCAGAUACAUCGCAUCACCGGCAAAACUGUAGCCACUGCCAGUCAAGAGAUUGUAAUAACCAACACCAAAGUUUUGGAAAUCCCACUGCUUCCAGAAAACAAUAUGACUGCCAGCAUUGAUUGUGCUGGUAUAUUGAAACUGCGAAAUUCAGACAUUGAACUGAGAAAGGGUGAGACUGACAUUGGUAGAAAGAAUACACGUGUUCGCCUGGUGUUCAGAGUACACAUACCCCAAACCGGUGGGAAGGUCCUGUCACUGCAAACAGCUUCUAUUCCCAUUGAAUGUUCACAACGUUCUGCUCAGGAGUUACCACAAGUUGAAAAAUAUAGUAUAAACAGCUGCUCAGUGAAUGGAGGAUUGGAGCUGGUGAUAACAGGUUCCAAUUUCAUGCCAGAUUCAAAGGUGAUCUUCCUAGAGAAAGGACUAGAUGGGUGCACACAUUGGGAAGCAGAAGGAAAGAUUGUAUUGAAAAAAUGUCAGAUGAAUAGCAUAGUUGUGGAAAUACCAGCAUAUCAGAACAAGUCCAUAACAGCAGAUGUCCAAGUGCAGUUUUAUGUGUGUAAUGGGAAAAGAAAAAGAAGCCAGUCUCAAAGAUUGAACUACACUCCAGUUUUAUUGAAGCAUGAAAACUUAGAAGAUGCAGAUCUGCAAGAAGCUACAGCAGUUUCUGUAGCUAAGGGGAGAAGCAUUUCUGAUCUUCGCACGAUUCAUACCAACCUAAUUUUCCAAGACCAAAUAUCCAUUUGUAAAACUCUUAAAUCUCCAUCUCCACCUGGUGUAGGAUGCCCUAAUCAGUCAACAUUUACAUCUUCUCUAAAGCAUGAGGUUCCACAUAUAUUAGAACCAUGCACCAGCUCUUCCCCAUGCACUGCUGACUCUGAAACCAUGGAAAACUAUCCAGUCUCCAUCUAUUCAUCUCUUGAGAAGCAGUCCAUACCUUACCAGUGUUUCAGCUCCGAUAUACCCAUAUUACCAUCAUCAUCUCUUACUGCCAUGCCCCACUGUGGACAACCAUCUUCUCACACUCAUGAUUGCAGGCAAAGGGGUAAUUCCUUGUCUCCUACCAUUACUCGCCACAGACAGAACUCCACUUCAUCCCAUCCCACUGAUAUAUCUCUGGGCAUUAAAUCUGAGCUUGUGGACAGUGAUAUAAACUUUCAGACUACAGACCCGCAGGAUAUCACUUUGGAUGAUGUGGCUGAGAUUAUAAGACGUGACAUGUCUCACUAAGCUGCAAGGAUGCCAGGAAUAUACUAAAAGCCCUUGGAUCACAGCAUUUCUAAAUCAGACGCUGUCUGGAUGGAGAGAACUUGUGAAAAUAACUUCCCCUUUCUAUUUCUGAACAUUUACUUAUGAACCACAGAUUUGUAUACUUCUGGCUCCUAUGUCCCACAAAAUUCAGAGAAUUUGUAUAGUGGAAAUCAUGAGGGCUUAUUUACUAACAUCAGGUACAAAGGCUACCUGCACUUAUGUGCUCCAAUUGCGCCCAUCAGCAUGCAGUACACUUCACGGUUAUGCUUGUUGUUGGUGCAGAGAUGCUUCACUCUGUGCCCUUGUGCCAGCUUUUGCACUGAACCCCUUGUGUCCCCAGGCUCUACUUUUUUUCACGUCACAAAUGACAAACAAGCAAGGGGCAUGAGAGGGGGUGCCUAGGUCCUGCUAAUGUAACCCUCUCUUCUAUGCAUAAUUGGCAGGCAUGGGAAGUGCUUGAUACAGAAACAAGUGCAACUGUUUACACUUCAUUCAGGGAGCGCAAACAGUUGCAACUGUAGCAGGCAGGUACAUUGUAAAAACUAACCUGGUAAUGUACGUUUGCACACAUCUAGUAACUCAUAGCAACCAAUCAGAUGUUUGUUUUCAAACAUCUGGCCAGUAAAUGUUACCUGUUGAUUGGUUACUAGACACGUAGUGCCUUUUAUUACACAACCCUAUUAAGUUUGCCCAGGUGCAAUAGGAACCGAUCAGCUGGUAGAAUAAAAUGGUCAACUGUUUAAAAGUAAACCUCCUAGUAAUUGCAAAGGGUUACUGCUAAUGGUAAACAUAAUACCUUUUACUACAUAUGGGGGUUAGUAUUUUAGGCUUGCUUAUUGCACUUUGCGCUUUGCCCCAUUUGUAAUGAUCCCUAAUAGACUCUUUUGUUGGAUCAAUUUACAAAGUGUUUAAUGUUCUCUGUCUAUUCAUAAUACAGGGUUUAACUAAAAUAAGUAAUUGUUGGAAAUCACAAUUCAUAUUUCACUGCAAAAAUAUUUAGAAACUUAGGGGCAAAUUUAUUAAGGUUCGAGUUGUGUUUUCCAUGAAAUUUCGAGUUGAUUUUUUUUGUGUUAAACAAAAACGCAAAUUUUUCAAGUUUUUUAAAAAAUCUAAUUUUUCUAGAUUUAUUAUCAAAUUUUUCUAGCUUGGAAAUACACCAUCCAAACCCUGUCGAGGUAAUGUAGGAGUCAAUGGCAGAGGUCCCUUGAACCGUUUGAAGAUGUACUGUAUAACCUGCAUGAUGUAAUUUGAGCGAUUUACAGAACUUUUUUUCGAUUUUUUUUUCAAUUCAAGUUUUUUCUUAAAUAAGAUACCAUUCAAGUUGUGAGUUCAAAACAUUUGAUAAAUAAUCCCCUUAGAAUAUGUUGUAUGAGUUUGAUGUUAAAUGAAAAACUUCACACACACAAAAUUGUAAUGUUUUGGGGAAGAUGUUAAAAAAAAAAAAUAAAAAUGCUUGGAAUAAAAAAAAAAAA